Messenger RNA from Xyrichtys novacula (pearly razorfish), 10082 nucleotides. NCBI's taxonomy places the organism in Eukaryota, Metazoa, Chordata, Actinopteri, Labriformes, Labridae. The record is from the annotation of a GenBank genome assembly.
GCAGGCCCUCUGACGUAUUUCCGGUAGUACCAGGUUACAUUUAGCCUCAGUGAAGCUCCUCUUCCUCUUUUUAACCUUCAGUUUCUUUAAAAUCGAUCAUUUUUACCUCUACAGUCAGACUUUUAUCUCUCUACAGCUCAGACUCUCGUCCUCACUUCGUGUCACUCCGGGUUUAGUCGUUUUUUUCCGGGUUUUUCCGUCGACUGGUCUGCCCUCAGUUCGUGCUAACGUCAGCCCAGCAGCUCGUCAAGAGUCGAUUAAUCGGUGAUAAAGUCAUGGAUCAAACAGGAGUCGAAGCUCAAACAACAAAGGUAAGUUUAGUUUAUUAAUGAAGCUGUUUAUUCUUUAAUGUUGAGUUUGUUUAAACUGAAAUUAAGACGGAAUUUAGCGUUAGCAUGUUAGCUUCGAUCAUUAUCGAACAACACGGCCUUAGGACCUCAGACCCUCAGACCGGUCCUUCUGGGUCUGAGUCAGGCCUCUUGGGUCUGAGUCUGGUCCUCCUGGGUCUGAGUCAGUCCUCCCGGGUCUCGGUCCGGUCCUUUAAAGGUCUUAGAAAGUUCUGGACUGAUGAUCUAAUCAGAGAAAAUAAACCCACAUAUGAAAGACUCUGUAGGACUCUCCAGAGUCCAGCUGUCUGGACUUUGAAGAAACCUGGUCCUGGGUCAGUCCUGGUCCUGGGUCAGUCCUGGUCCUGGUCCUGGGUCAGUCUGUCAGUGAAACAUGGAGGUAAAAAAAAAAGAGUCUGUAAAAUUAUUAAAGUAAAAAUGACAGAAAUCAGAACAAACAGACUGAUCAACACAUGUUGUUGUUGUUGUUAUUAUUAUUAUUGUUAUAAUAAUAAUAAUAAUAAUUAUUAUUAUUAUUAUAAAUGUUAUUUAAUUAUCUCAUGUUUUAAACUGUUGUGUAAUUAAAUUAGGGGUCAAAGGUCGUCAUAUAGACGCUCAGGUGAUUUCAGGUCAUCUUAGUAUCCCUCAGGUGCAGUUUUAAUUAGAGGAUGAUGUCACAGGGGGGCGUGGUCAGGCAGAGACAUGUCUGGACUUGUCUCAGUGUUACUGUCUGUUAAAGUCACAGUAGGGAGUUUUCGUGUCAUUAAUGAUGAAAUGAGAUGAUGAAGAUGUGAAAUAAAGAGAAUAAUGAUAAUAACAGUAUAAAACACAGAAGUACAAACAUAUAAAGUAAAAACCCAAAGUUGUCAAACUCCUGAUUAUUAUUUUCAUGAACCUUUGUAAAGACGUGUUAACUCCUCCUCCUCCUCCUCUUCAUCACUCGCUCUGGAGUCUUCCUCCUGCCGUCUUCUAGAUUAACUUUAGUUCUCCUUAAACGCCUCCAUCCUCCACACGCUGGUCUGUGACCCUCGCUCUGAACGCCGUGUCCCUAAAUAAAGAUCAGCUGCUGUUUUUAAAGUGACCUGGACUGACCCGGGUCAUCGAGGCGAGGAGAAUAACGAGGUUUUUAACUUUUCAGAGCCCCUGGGGUUCAGCUGCUCCGCCCGCUCCGACCUGCUCUCUGACCGACGUGAUGAGUGAACAGCUGGCCAAACAGCUGGACGAGGAGAACAACGCCUUCGCCGACCUCACUGAGUACGAGCAGAGAGUGUGUGUGUGUGUGUGUGUGCGUGUGUGUGUCUGUGUGAGUGUGUGUGUGUGAGUGUGUGUACUCCUCAGGACUGAGUGAAAACCUGAAACCCGCUCCUGUCACUAACGUUAACAUUAUUGACCUUGACGUUAUCAUGAAGGUCAUUUUCACAUGUGCCCCCCCCCCCCCACAGUCCGACUGCAGACCUCCUGCGGAGCGACGAAGUCAGCGACACGACCAGUGACCUGAUGUUGGCUCAGAUGCUGCAGAUGCAGUUUGACCGAGAGUACGACGACCAGCUCCGCCGCGAGGAGAAGAAGUUCAACGGAGACAGUAAAGGUAGGGACAGAGGGACAUGAAGGACCUUCACAGACCCCCAGAGACCCUUACAGACCUUCACAGACCUUCACAGACCCUCAGAGACCCUCAUAGACCUUCACAGACCCUCACAGACCUUCACAGACCCUCACAGACCCUCACAGACCUUCACAGACCCUCACAGACCCUCACAGACCUUCACAGACCUUCACAGACCCUUACAGACCUUCACAGACCUUCACAGACCCUCAGAGACCCUCACAGACCUUCACAAACCCUCACAGACCCUCACAAACCCUCACAGACCUUCACAGACCCUCACAGACCCUCACAGACCCUUAGAGACCCUCAGAGACCUUCACAGACCCCGAGAGACCUUCACAGACCUUCACAGACCUUCACAGACCCUCACAGACCUUCACAGACCCUCACAGACCUUCACAGACCCUCACAGACCCUCACAGACCCUCACAGACCCUUAGAGACCCUCAGAGACCCUCAGAGACCUUCACAGACCCUCACAGACCCUCACAGACCUUCACAGACCCUCACAGACCCUCAGAGACCUUCACAGACCUUCACAGACCUUCACAGACCCUCACAGACCCUCAGAGACCCUCACAGACCUUCACAGACCUUCACAGACCCUCACAGACCCUCACAGACCUUCACAGACCCUCACAGACCUUCACAGACCUUCACAGACCCUCAGAGACCUUCACAGACCUUCACAGACCCUCAGAGACCCUCACAGACCUUCACAGACCCUCACAGACCUUCACAGGCCCUCAGAGACCCUCACAGACCUUCACAGACCCUCACAGACCCUCAGAGACCUUCACAGACCUUCACAGACCCUCAGAGACCCUCACAGACCUUCACAGACCCUCACAGACCCUUAGAGACCUUCACAGACCCUCAGAGACCUUCACAGACCCUCACAGACCUUCAGAGACCUUCAGAGACCUUCACAGACCUUCACAGACCUUCACAGACCCUCAGAGACCCUCACAGACCUUCACAGACCCUCACAGACCUUCACAGACCUUCACAGACCCUCACAGACCUUCACAGACCCUCACAGACCCUCACAGACCCUCACAGACCUUCACAGACCCUCACAGACCCUCACAGACCUUCACAGACCCUCACAGACCUUCAGAGACCUUCACAGACCUUCACAGACCUUCACAGACCCUCACAGACCCUCAGAGACCUUCACAGACCUUCACAGACCCUCACAGACCUUCACAGACCCUCACAGACCCUCAGAGAGCUUCACAGACCCUCACAGACCUUCACAGACCCUCACAGACACUCACAGACCCUCACAGACCUUCACAGACCUUCACAGACCCUCAGAGACCCUCACAGACCCUCACAGACCUUCACAGACCUUCACAGACCCUCAGAGACCCUCACAGACCCUCACAGACCUUCACAGACCUUCACAGACCCUCACAGACCCUCACAGACCUUCACAGACCCUCACAGACCCUCACAGACCCUUAGAGACCUUCACAGACCCUCACAGACCUUCACAGACCCUCAGAGACCCUCACAGACCUUCACAGACCCUCACAGACCCUCACAGACCUUCACAGACCCUCAGAGACCUUCACAGACCCUCACAGACCUUCACAGACCUUCACAGACCUUCAGAGACCUUCACAGACCUUCACAGACCCUCACAGACCCUCACAGACCUUCACAGACCCUCAGAGACCCUCACAGACCUUCACAGACCCUCACAGACCUUCACAGACCCUCACAGACCCUCAGAGACCUUCACAGACCCUCACAGACCCUCACAGACCUUCACAGACCCUCACAGACCCUCACAGACCCUUAGAGACCUUCACAGACCCUCAGAGACCUUCACAGACCCUCACAGACCCUCACAGACCUUCACAGACCCUCACAGACCCUCAGAGACCUUCACAGACCCUCACAGACCUUCACAGACCCUCAGAGACCUUCACAGACCCUCACAGACCCUCACAGACCCUCACAGACCUUCACAGACCUUCACAGACCCUCACAGACCUUCACAGACCUUCACAGACCCUCACAGACCUUCACAGACCACCUUAUUACUGAGUCUGUCUCUUCUUGUCCAUCAGUGUCCAUCUCCUUCGAGAACUACCGUAAAGUCCACCCCUAUGAGGACAGCGACAGCUCUGAGGACGAGGUGGACUGGCAGGACACCAGACACGACCCCUACAAGGCCGGUAAGAACCGGGUCAGAACCCCGGACUCCUCUGGUCCUGGUGUUCCGGAUCAGAACCUCAGAGAAGAAGAACAUUAAAACACUUUCUGUAACAAAAACAGUUUUUUUUUAAAUUAAAUUAAAAACCUUCAAAAUAAAAUCCUUUAAAAUCAGAGUUCAUGAACUGAAACGAACACAUGAAUUCACCCGUUCAUAAACCAGAGAAUUUCUCCAGCAUGUUCAGGCCCCAUUUUAACGCAGUCAUAGAGUUUAAUAAUCAAUAAAUACGUUAAAAAUCCACAUCAGGAAACAGGAACUUUAACGUCUGUGUGAACGUCAGCGUAAUCUUUGCUAAAACUCGGCAACAGGAAACUCGACUAAACUUCGUUAAAACCUUAAAAAGGAACUUCGUAAAAAUUUACGAGAGAAAAGAAGAAAAAACGACCGACCAGGAACUUUAAACAACGCCGAGAGAUCGUGAUCGUGACUUUACGAAUCGUUUUAUUGUUCGUUUACGACGAACUUCAGUGAAAUUUCCUUUCAAAAUAAGAGCAUCAGUCUCUGUUCUAUUACUUACAGGAAGUGAAAUCACAGCAAAUAGAGAUUGUACUUUCAAAAUAAGACUGAAGAUACCGACACAUCAUUUCCAGUCUCCACCCUCAGACUGAUGGACCCUCCAGAAUAAGAGUCUAGAUGUUCAGGUGGUUCAGGAACUCCGAUCUGAAGAGGGGUUCUGCUGACGGCCCGGUUCAGAAAAGUCCAGAACUGUUGAUGAUCAGUGAGGAGGACUGGAACCUUUAAGACCAGCUCUGAGGAGGAUCAGUCCGCUGGUCCAGGUUCAGGUUGAGUCCAGGUUCAGUUUUAGUCCAGGUUCAGUUUUAGUCCAGGCUCAGCUUUAGUCCAGGUUCAGGUCUAGUCCAGGUUCAGGUCUAGUCCAGGUUCAGGUUUAGUCCAGGCUCAGGUUUAGUCCAGGCUCAGGUUUAGGUUUAGUCCAGGUUCAGGUUUAGUUCAGGUUCAGGUUUAGUCCAGGUUCAGGUUUAGUCCAGGCUCAGGUUUAGUCCAGGCUCAGCUUUAGGUCUAGUCCAGGUUCAGUUUUAGUCCAGGCUCAGCUUUAGUCCAGGUUCAGGUCUAGUCCAGGUUCAGUUUUAGUCCAGGUUCAGGUCUAGUCCAGGUUCAGGUUUAGUCCAGGUUCAGGUCUAGUCCAGGUUCAGGUCUAGUCCAGGUUCAGGUUUAGUCCAGGUUCAGGUCUAGUCCAGGCUCAGGUCUAGUCCAGGUUCAGGUUUAGUCCAGGUUCAGGUCUAGUCUAGGUUCAGGUUUAGUUCAGGUUCAGGUCUAGUCCAGGUUCAGGUUUAGUCCAGGCUCAGGUUUAGGUCUAGUCUAGGUUCAGGUUUAGUUCAGGUUCAGGUCUAGUCCAGGUUCAGGUUUAGUCCAGGCUCAGGUUCAGGUCUAGUCUAGGUUCAGGUUUAGUCCAGGUUCAGGUCUAGUCCAGGUUCAGGUUUUAUUCCAGGUUCAGGUCUAGUCCAGGUUCAGGUUUAGUCCAGGUUCAGGUUUAGUCCAGGUUCAGGUCUAGUCCUCUCAUGACGAUCCUUUCUCUGUGUUUUUUUCGACCAAUCAGAUAAGCCGCAGACGACGCCCAGGAGAGGCUUCACCGGCAAAGGCAAGAACAUCACCACCAAACACGACGAGGUGGCGUGUGGACGCAAGAACACGGCGCGCAUGGACAACGUAAGACACUGUCCCCGCCCCCCAGAAAGAGUCUGGUGGUCUCGGACCCUCUGGUUCCUCCUCUGGUUCCUCCUCUGGUUCCUCCUCUUUAUUCUGAGCCGACAGUUUUAACGAUCAGAAAGUCUCACCAGCUCAGAGUUCUGAUUAAAACCUCUCUGUCUCCUGUAGUUCUCUGUCAUUUUAGCUCCGCCCACCCUCCUUUGUCAGCCAAUAGACUUCCAUUAAAAACAGUUUUUUUAAGUGUUUGUUUACAGUCGAAAAUCUGACGUCCAAGUUCUUCAGAGUGGGACAGAGAAAGGGGGGACAUUUGGACAAUUUCAGCUUUGUCUUCACUUCAGAGCAGGAGGAUGGACAUGAUCACAUGAUCUCUGUGAAUCUGAACUCUGCUCCACCCUCCUCUCCUCUCCUCCUCUCUUCUCCUCCUCUCCUCCGCUCCUCCUCCUCCUCUCCUCCUCCUCCUCCUCCUUCUCCUCCUCCUCUCCUCCUCUCCUCCUUCUCCUCCUCUCCUCUUCUCCUCUCCUCCUCUCCUCUUCUCCUCCUUCUCCUCCUCCCCUCCUCUCCUCUCCUCCUCCUCCUCCUCCCCUCCUCCCCUCCUCUCCUCCUCUCCUCCUCUCCUCCUCCUCUCCUCCUCUUCUCCUCUCCUCCUCCUCCUCCUCCUCCUCCUCUCCUCCUCUCCUCUUCUCCUCCUUCUCCUCCUCCCCUCCUCUCCUCUCCUCCUCCUCCUCCUCCCCCCCUCUCCUCUCCUCUUCUCCUCUCCUCCUCUCCUCUCCUCUCCUCCUCUCCUCCCCUCCUCCUUCUCCUCCUCCUCCUCCUCUCCUCCCCUCCUCCUUCUCCUCCUCCUCCUCCUCCUCUCCUCCUCUCCUCUCCUCUCCUCCUCCUCCUCUCCUCUCCUCCUCCCUCUCAGUUCGCCCCUGAGGUCCACGUCGGCGAUGGUCUUGGCAUGGACCUGAAGUUGUCCAAUCAGGUCUUCAACUCCCUGAAGCAGCACUGCUACAGCGAGCAGAGACGCAGCGCCAGACUCCACGAGAAGAAGGAGCACUCCACCGCCGUAGGUCCACAGACCAGGAGAUUAACGGUCCGUCACGGACGCCGCCGUCCCCGUCUCUGACCCUCUACUGUGUCUCCGCAGGAACAAGCCGUGGACCCUCGCACCCGCCUGCUCAUGUAUAAGAUGGUGAACGCCGGAACGCUCGACCACAUCAACGGCUGCAUCAGCACCGGGAAAGAGUCGGUGGUCUUCCACGCCAACGGAGGGAGGUGAGAACCGGGUUCUGGUGUUCUGGUGGGUUUGGGUCGAAAUGAUUCUUAGUUAUUGACGAGGUAAAGUGGGACCGCCAUCGGAGGAGAGGGUCACCGUCACACCUGUCGUACCUGAGCAAAGGUCAGAGGUGGGGUCUAAGAUUCUGACCCUGUGUUUGUGCGUCAGUCUGGAGGAGGAGCUGGUCCCUGAUGAGGUGGUUCUGAAGGUCUUCAAGACGACCCUGAACGAGUUCAAGAACAGAGACCGCUACAUCAAAGACGAUUACCGCUUCAAGGAGCGCUACAGCAAACUGAACCCGCGCAAGAUCAUCCGCCUGUGGGCCGAGAAGGAGAUGCACAACCUGAGCAGGUGAGAAGAUCCGCUGAGAGGGUUCACCUGAAGGUGCUGAUGGAGGAGGAAGGAGGAGGAGGAGGAGUCCGCUUCAUGACAGCUGAGUGUGUGUGUGUGUGUGUGUGUGUGUUCAGGAUGAAGAAGGCCGGGAUCCCCUGUCCUGACGUGGUCCUCCUGAAGAAACACAUCCUGGUCAUGUCCUUCAUCGGUAAAGAUCACGUUCCUGCUCCUAAACUCAAAGACGUCUCUCUGAGCUCCGACGACAUGAAGGACGCCUUCUACCAGGUCCUUCAGGUGAGGACCAGGAACCACUCAGGAACCACUCAGGAACCAUUCAGACACUUUGAAGUGUGUGUGUUAACUCUGUGUGUGUGUGUGUGUGUGUGUGUGUGUGUGUGUGUGUGUGUGUGUGUGUGUGUGUUUCCAGUUGAUGCAGCUGCUCUAUCAGGAGUGUAACCUGGUUCAUGCUGAUCUCAGCGAAUACAACAUGCUGUGGCACCAAGGAAAGGUUCGAACCAGGGACAUCUGUCCAUCCUCUCUCCUUCUCUUUCCUCCUCUCCUCUGUCCUUCUCUUUCCUCCUCUCCUCUGUCCUUCUCUUUCCUCCUCUCCUCUCUCCUUCUCUUUCCCCCUCUCCUCUCUCCUUCUCUUUCCUCCUCUCUCCUUCUCUUUCCUUCUCUCCUCUGUCCUUCUCUUUCCUCCUCUCCUCUGUCCUUCUCUUCCCUCCUCUCCUCUCUCCUUCUCUUUCUUCCUCUCCUCUCUCCUUCUCUUUCCUCCUCUCCACUCUCCUUCUCUUUCCUCCUCUCCUCUCUCCUUCUCUUCCCUUCUCUCCUCUCUCCUUCUCUUUCCUCCUCUCCUGUGUCCUUCUCUUUCCUCCUCUCCUCUCUCCUUCUCUUUCUUCCUCUCCUCUCUCCUUCUCUUUCCUCCUCUCCUCUCUCCUUCUCUUUCCUCCUCUCCUCUCUCCUUCUCUUCCCUUCUCUCCUCUCUCCUUCUCUUUCCUCCUCUCCUGUGUCCUUCUCUUUCCUCCUCUCCUCUCUCCUUCUCUUUCUUCCUCUCCUCUCUCCUUCUCUUUCCUCCUCUCCUCUGUCCUUCUCUUUCCUCCUCUCCUUCUCUUUCCUCUUCCCUCCUCUCCUCUCCUUCUCUUUCCUCCUCUCCUCUCUCCUUCUCUUUCUUCCUCUCCUCUCUCCUUCUCUUUCCUCCUCUCCUCUCUCCUUCUGUUCCCUCCUCUCCUCUCUCCUUCUCUUUCCUCCUCUCCUCUCUCCUUCUCUUUCCUCCUCUCCUCUCUCCUUCUCUUCCCUCCUCUCCUCUCUCCUUCUCUUUCCUCCUCUCCUCUGUCCUUCUCUUCCCUUCUCUCCUCUCUCCUUCUCUUUCCUCCUCUCCUCUGUCCUUCUCUUUCCUCCUCUCCUCUGUCCUUCUCUUUCUUCCUCUCCUCUCUCCUUCUUUUUCCUCUUUUCUCUUUUUAAUCUUUCCUUCAGUUUGCCGUCUCUCACACACUCUCAUCCUCAUGUUUUUUUCUGUGUGUGUGUGUGUGUGUGUGUGUGUGUGUGUGCGUGUGUGCGUGCGUGUGUGUGUGUGUGUGUGUGUGUGUGUGUGUGCGUGUGCGCUCGCUCUAGGUCUGGUUGAUCGAUGUCAGUCAGUCCGUGGAGCCCACCCACCCUCAUGGUCUGGAGUUCCUCUUCAGAGACUGCAGGAACGUUUCCACGGUAACAGUGACUUUGCAGCUCAGGUUGAACUUUUACACACGAAGGUUCAAAAAAGAUCCAGAAGGUCUUUAAAAGAAACUCAAAGAGGCUGAAAACAGCUGAUAUAUGUUUGAACUCACAUCUCUGACAUCUCCUCUGACAUCUUCUCCACCGCUCAGAGGAGUCCGAGCGUCUCUCCUCAGACCGAUGAUGUCAUGACGGGAGCGUUUCUGUGUUGACUGAUUUCUAACCUCCUUCACGUGUCGCUCGUGUUUCAGUUCUUCCAGAAGAGGGGGGUGAGUGAGGCGUUGAGCGUGUACGACCUUUUCAACGCCGUGAGCGGCCUGAACAUCCCUGUGGGCGCAGAAGAAGAGGCGGAGUUCAUCGCUGAGGUAACGGACUGUCAGGUUUUAGAUGGUCAGCAGGACUCUCCUCCUACAGAGCCGUGAUGUUGUAUCUCAUGAAGGUUCUUCUUUGUGGUCCCUCACAGAUCGUGGCUUUGGAGAAGAGAAACGAGGACCACGUCCAGAGGCUGGGGAGGAAAACCUUCGCCGUUUCCUCGGAGGAUUGCGGUCCUCCUUUACAACCCGACGUCGAUGAUUAACGCCCCGCCCAGCUCGCUCUGUCUUCACCAUCCCGCUGUGUUGAUAUCGCUGUUAGGAGGAGAUGAAUGGAGGAGGCUCCAGACCGCAGAAGCUUUUUCUGGGCGGGGCUAAGGGUGGGUCCUCAUUUUUCUGGACCAACCAGACCGUGGUCCAGCCUCGGAGGCUCCUCCCUCUCUGUAAGGAGCAAAAAUGUGGCAGCAGAAGAAGAAGAGGAGGAGGAGUUUUAAUCAUUUGGGGCGGAGUGAAGGUUUUUAAAAAACUCCGGAGGAGGUCUGAACAGAAAGGGUUAAUACAGACGACCAAUCAGAGAGCUUCUUUAAACUGACAUUAACUUUCACUGUUUACCGUUAACAAAAUAAAAUCAGUAUGAGCAAAAAUA